This is a messenger RNA of Plasmodium yoelii, 1260 nucleotides long. RefSeq names its product lysophospholipase, putative. Gene Ontology annotation, cellular component: membrane. The transcript has a single exon. The record is from RefSeq and is a predicted model, not a curated record. Bases 1 to 1260 code for a protein of 419 amino acids. Gene Ontology annotation, molecular function: lipase activity. NCBI's taxonomy places the organism in Eukaryota, Apicomplexa, Aconoidasida, Haemosporida, Plasmodiidae.
AUGGAACAAAUUGAAUUGAAUAAUGAUGAAUUAAGAAAUAUAAAAUGUAAUUUAGAUGGUUAUCCUAAGACAGAUUGGUUCCGUAAUAAAAAUGGUUUACUUUUAAAAACAUAUGCGUGGAUUGUUAAAAAUGCUAUAGGAAUUAUAUUGUUAAUACAUGGAUUAAAAGCUCAUACUCGACUAAAUUUUAUGAAAAUAAAUUUAAAAAUGCAAAAUAACAAUGUAGGCUUAGUAGUAGACAAUAAUUGCUAUAUUUAUAAAGAUAGUUGGAUUGAAAAAUUUAAUCAAAAUGGUUAUUCAGUAUAUGCGCUAGAUUUGCAAGGACAUGGCGAAUCACAAUCAUGGAAAAAUAUAAAAGGCGAUUUUAGUUGUUUUGGUGAUCUAGUUGAUGAUGUAAUACAAUAUAUGAAUCAAAUUCAAGAUGAAAUUUCAAAUGACAAUCAAAUGGAUGAUGCAUCUAACAAUAUAGUAACAACUAAAAAAAAAAGACUUCCUAUGUAUAUUAUUGGGUAUUCAAUGGGAGGAAAUAUUGCUUUAAGAAUAUUACAAUUAUUAAACAAAAAAAAAAAAAAAAAAAUUAAGGCUGGAAAUUCAAAUAACUAUAAAAAUUGUAAAAUCAUGUUAAACAAUUUUACUAAUAUUAAUGAAGUUGACAAUGAUAUGAAUAAUUAUGAUUCCGAUAAUUCCUGUGCUAGUACCUCUGCUACGACAAAUACUAUUACUAGUGAUAAAGACAAAGGAUUCUAUAAUUAUUUAGAUAAAUUAAAUAUUAAAGGUUGCGUAUCUUUAUCUGGUAUGAUGGAAUUUAAAACAGGAUGGAAUUCUGAAACCAAUUCACUUAAGUAUUUUUAUUUGCCUAUAUUAAAAUUUCUGUCUUAUGUCGCGCCUCAUUUACAAAUUUCGUUAGAAUUUUGUUAUAAAGGCCCAAAAUAUGUUGCUAAUAUAUCUAAUCAUGAUAAUUUUCGAAAUAAUAGUGGAAUAAAAUUAAAAUAUAUAUAUGAACUUAUAAACGCAUCGGUUAAAUUGAAUUGUAAUAUUAAUUAUAUGCCAAAAGAUAUUCCUUUAUUAUUUGUGCAUUCAACAGAUGAUAGUAUUUGUUCUUAUGAAGGGGCUGUUUCGUUUUAUAAUAAAGCAAAUGUUAAGAAAAAAGAAUUACAUACUGUUGAUAAUAUGAAUCAUUCUACAACAACAAAACCAGGAAAUGAAGAAAUUUUAAAAAAAAUUAUUGAAUGGAUUUCUAAUUUAAGAAGGAAUGAUUAA